UCUCUUUCUUUCUCUGAUGAUCAACCGUGACAAGAAGACCGUCAAAUCGUGCGUGUGCGGUUAAAAUAAAUUUCAUUUGCAAAAAUUUCCCGGAGAUAUUUUUUUAUUUUCGCAAAACUACACAUUUCCUUUUACAUUAGAAAUUCUUAAGUUCAGGAUUGUAGCCAAAUUUGCGUAGCUUAUUCUUAGGAAGAUCCUUUAAACAAAAUUCCAAACUGAAAACUCAGCGGAACCUAAGCGAACCUCCCAAAAUAAAGAAAAUGUCAGAAGAUAUUGCAAUGGAAAACAAUAGCACUCCGGUGAAGAAGAUCAAUGCCACAACGACGACAGCGAGUGCCGACGAAAUGACAUCACGGGACUAUUACUUCGAUUCCUAUGCCCAUUUCGGUAUUCACGAGGAGAUGCUCAAGGAUGAGGUGCGGACCAUAACCUAUCGCAAUGCCAUGUACCACAAUAAGCAUUUGUUCCGUGGAAAGGUGGUGCUUGAUGUUGGCUGUGGAACUGGCAUCUUGUCGAUGUUUGCCGCGAAAGCUGGAGCUGCUAAAGUGAUUGCUGUUGAUUGCUCGAAUAUCGUGGAGUAUGCUCGUCAAGUUGUGAUUGACAAUAAUCUUACAGAUGUGGUCAAAGUGGUUAAGGGCAAAAUCGAAGAAAUCGAACUGCCCGAUGGCAUUGAAAAAGUUGACAUCAUUAUCUCCGAGUGGAUGGGUUAUUGUCUGUUUUAUGAGUCCAUGUUGGACACAGUACUGUACGCGCGCGACAAAUGGUUGAAAUUUGACGGUAUGAUGUUUCCCGACCGCGGUACACUUUACAUUACCGCCAUCGAAGACCGUCAGUACAAAGAUGAGAAGAUCAACUGGUGGGACGAUGUCUACGGUUUCGAUAUGAGUUGCAUUCGAAAAGUUGCAGUCACCGAACCACUUGUUGAUGUUGUUGAUCCCAAACAAGUAGUGUCUACAUCUUAUAUGGUUAAGGAAGUCGAUCUAUACACAGUAAAGAAGACAGAUCUUGAGUUCUCUUCGCCCUUUAAUCUAAUUAUCAAACGCAAUGACUUCGUACAGGCAUUAGUUACGUAUUUCAAUAUUGAGUUUACAAAAUGCCACAAGCGCCUGGGAUUCAGUACAUCCCCCGAAGCAACAUACACACACUGGAAACAAACCGUUUUCUACCUCGAUGACUAUUUGACAGUUAAGAAGGGCGAAGAAAUCCAUGGAACAUUCAAAAUGAAGCCCAACGAGAGAAACAACCGUGAUUUAGAUUUUACUAUAGAUGUUAAUUUCAAGGGUGAACUGUCAGAUGUGCAUGAAAACAAUACAUACCGAAUGCGCUAAAAAUGUACCAAUUCAAAACUAAAAAUAAAAUUAAAUAAAUAAAAACAAAUACAAAUUGCAGUUUGCAGCGAAAUUGAAAUAUAUUACCAACCAGCAGCGUCAGCGGUCUUCAAUAAUAAAAACAAAACAAAUUAUUUGCCAAUUUAUGAUUAUAUUGUUUUAAAACAAAACAAACUGAACAUUUAAAAAAUAAACAAAGAACAUCCGCUGGCUACUUCCGUCGUGUCGUUUUCAAGAAAAACACAACAACAACUUAAACAAACGAAAUUCAGCUACAUCUAAAUAACACAUUAUCCAUUUAUAUCAAACAAGACUUUACUUUUUUUAUUUUAGAAAUAUUAGUAUGUGUUCCAAUAUUACUCUGUGCAAACUAUGUAAAAUAAAACUAUAUUGUUUGUUUUCUCCAUUUAUAAAGGACCUAAUUAUCUCAAAAAAUAAACAAAAAAAACAUACAAAAAGAAAGAAAUAAAUCAAGAGAAAAGAUCUAUGAUAGUUUUUAAACUUUGAAAUGUAAUUUUAAUUUUCAUAACAAUGGGAGAUAAUAAGAUAAUUAAAACAUCAGGGUGACAAUGAAUGUUUGCUAAGAAAAUGAUGCUUUGUAUUAGAUAUUUUAUAUUAUAUCAAUGAAUGAGAAACAAAAAAUUACAUUUAAUAAACAAAUAAAGAAUAAACUGUAGUUCGUACGCAACAAUAAUAAUAAGGCUUUUUUGUUGUUUUCUAGAUUUCACUAUGCUUAUAACUUGUUUUCGCUAAGAACACAAUGGUAAAGCUUCAAAAAAUCUUGUCACAGUUUGCUUAAAACGAUUUUUCACGGGUACAGCUCCGAAGAUGUUAUUAACUACUGUCAAAAACUUUUUCAUGCGAUCAACCAUUUCAAAGGUGGAAAGUUGAAAGCCCACAGGGGCCUUAUUCAGCCUUAUCGGCAAUUCCUUUGGAAAUAUUUCUCUCACGGAAUUUUUCUCUUCUCGAGAACACAUUCCUCCUAUUAGGAAUUCCUGGCGGAAUGCUUUUUCCUGGGAAUAAGUUUUAACAAUAUGAAACGAGAAAAAAAAUAUUUGAAAAUAAUGUUCGAACAGUUUGACAUUUCAUUUUCAAGAAAAAGCAAAGAAGUUAGCUUUGAUACAAAAUAAUUAAAUUUGUUAAACAUUUAUAAAAACGCAAAGAAUAUCAGUUUUGUUGUUAUUAGAGGAAGAAGAGUCAAGAAGGCGAAAUGAGCCGAGUGCCUAUACGACGCAAUUUGAGAGACCACUCUAAUCCUUUGGAGCUUCCACAAGCACUGUAUUUUGAAAAACCUAUUUGUUUGAAUCAUCACAUUUGUUAUGAGUAUCCUUUAUCCACAGAUUUCACAAUUAUUAUAGAGUUAGUAAGCCGUUGUUCAAAUAUUUGGUCGAAAAACUGUCUGAUUUUUUGCCUCAUGC
Messenger RNA from Eupeodes corollae, 2746 nucleotides. It is a transcript of the gene Art1, whose product is annotated as protein arginine N-methyltransferase 1-A. The record is from RefSeq and is a predicted model, not a curated record. Lineage: Eukaryota; Metazoa; Arthropoda; Insecta; Diptera; Syrphidae. The transcript has 4 exons. Gene Ontology annotation, molecular function: protein-arginine N-methyltransferase activity. Gene Ontology annotation, biological process: peptidyl-arginine methylation. Gene Ontology annotation, cellular component: nucleus. The coding region runs from base 261 to 1328 and encodes 355 amino acids.